GGAGGGGGAGGUUGCGAGAGGCACCGCCCGAGGGCGGUGGGGCGGCGCCAUGUUGUUUGUAGUCUCGACCCCGCGCAGGGGCGGCUUCCGCGCAGGCGCAGAGGGCUUUGUGCCGCGGCGGGCGGAGUGCGGAGGUGCCGCGGUCCAGAAUCCCUAUUUGCUGCUUUGAGGAUUAAUUGGCUCUACUGCCAGCACAAUGGAUGAACUGCAGGAUGUUCAGCUGACAGAGAUCAAGCCACUCCUGAAUGACAAGAAUGCAGCUCGCAACUUCCAGGACUUCGACUGUCAGGAACAUGACAUUGAGACAGCUUUCGGAGUGGUUCAUGUCACCAUGCGGGGCACACCCAAGGGGAACAGACCUGUCAUCCUCACAUACCAUGACAUUGGCCUCAACCACAAAUCCUGUUUUAAUGCUUUCUUUAACUUUGAAGACAUGCAAGAGAUCACCCAUCAUUUUGCUGUGUGCCAUGUGGAUGCACCAGGCCAACAGGAAGGAGCCCCCCCAUUCCCAUCUGGGUACCAGUAUCCCAGUAUGGAUGAACUGGCUGAAAUGUUACCUGCUGUUCUGACACACCUAAACCUGAAAAGCUUCAUUGGGAUUGGCCUAGGCGCUGGUGCUUAUGUCCUGAGCAGGUGUGCACUCAGUCACCCUGACCUGGUGGAGGGACUUGUUCUUAUUAAUGUUGAUCCAUGCGCAAAGGGGUGGAUUGACUGGGCAGCAUCCAAGUUUUCAGGCUGGACAACCAACAUAGUGGAUAUUGUCUUGGCACAUCAUUUUGGCCAUGAGGAACUGCAGGCAAAUCUAGAUUUGAUCCAAACAUACAGGCUUCAUAUUGCGCAGGACAUUAACCAAGACAACCUUCAGCUGUUCCUCACCUCAUACAACAGUCGUAAAGAUCUAGAAAUUGAGAGACCAGUUGUUGGUGUCAAUGAAAUGACUGCAAAAACACUAAAGUGCCCUGCAUUGCUCGUUGUUGGUGACAACUCACCUGCUGUGGAAGCAGUGGUUGAAUGCAAUUCCCGUCUUGACCCAACCAAAACUACCCUUCUGAAGAUGGCUGACUGCGGGGGCUUGCCCCAGGUGGUUCAGGUGAGAUACACCUUGGCUCUCCCAUGGCAUUUGAGCGCAAAUGAGCCCUUUGUUCUGCUUGCACUAAAGCCACCCUCUCUGUUUCCACAGCCUGGCAAGCUGACUGAAGCCUUCAAGUACUUUGUGCAGGGAAUGGGCUACAUCCCUUAUGUGCAGCUCAGCCACCUAAGCACUGAGUCAGUGCCAGCAGCCAGCAUGACCCGGUUGAUGCGUUCCCGUAGCCACUCCUCCUCCAGCGUGGGCUCUGGUGAGAGCAGCCGCAGCCGGUCUCAUGCCAGCACCCACGGGGAAGGGAGUGCUGGAACCCCAGAAGGAAUUGACCUCCAGGCUGCACCUCAAACCAUGGAAGUAUCCUGUUAGGCAGGAGCCCCUCUUCUGGAUUCAGACAGCUCCACUCACCCCACUGAACCCACUCAGAAUUUAGCAUUUCAUCUGACAUGGCAUUAACUGUUCUCUCUAACCUGUGCAUGCCCAUCUGAGCAGCCACCUCCUUGGUAGUCUGUACUUGACAUUACUUUGAUCUUUUCUGUAUCCCCUUGGCAUCAGAGUCUCUUUAAAACUCGUUGACAUUCCACAGUCUUAGUAAGUCCCAUUACUGUACAUGCUGAUGCCGUCUCCUGUCUGUGCUGUGUAUCAAUCCAGAUGACAGCCGUUGUCUCCCCUCUUCAUUUAAAUAUAAUUUCUGUGGCUUUGUGAGGUUUAGAAUUGCUUUCUAGUUGUGCUUCUGCUAAAGGGCCCUUGUGAUGCAGUUGGUAUGUCAUUGGUGGGACGUGGGAAAGUAAGACCGUGAGGAUGUGGCACUCCAGGCACUGGAGCAGGCAAUGCAGUGUGGAGCUGUACCUGGGAUGCAGAACCCACUGGAAGAUCUGUCUGUCCCCAGGGCUGUUUCACAUGCCAUGCAGCCUGAGACUAACAAAUGGUCAGGAAUACUGCUUUGGUCUUAUCCUGUGUAUGAGCGUUAAGAAGGAGCAGAGUGAUUUCUUACCUGAGUCUCCUGAAAAAGCAAAGCAACUAACCAGUAAACUACACUAACAAGGUGCACUAUUAACCCAGAAAAGGGAUUAAACUCCGGCAGCCCUGGCUGUAGACCACUUCUGCAACCCUCUGCUGACCUGGAAGAAGGGCAGGAUGCAGUGACACAUGGUUGCUGUUCUCCCCUGGCACAGGUGAAUAUUUAAUAUUGAGCAGGUUGUGAAAUGGGAAGCAGUGUGUCCCACUGUCACUGCCCCAGGCAGGAUCUGCACAGGGUGCAGUUAUAUGGGGACAAGGAACACCAGGGAGUGUGGCAGCCAGAAAUCACACAUUCCUGUGAGUCGUGUCAGAAGGGUGAGCAAUGAACACCUCUGUCCAGAUAGCAAUUACUGUCUUUGUGGAAUUCACAACUGUGCUACCUUUUUACACCUGGCUGGGUCACCAAGGGUAGACAGCAGAUGCCUGCUGCCAGGGUCUGGUGUUAAUGGGAGAAAAGGGAUGAGUGGUCAGGCUGCUGCAAGUCUCAAUUGAUAAGCAAAACCUCCUUUCCUCACUGCUGAGCAGCCCUGACCCAAUGGGAGCCAGCUCCUCCCAGGGUCAUGCUCACAUUCUGCUCCAUUUCAGGUAGGGAAUGGCACUGGGAGGCUCUGCCUGAGGGGGACUUUGUACCAGUUAUUGAAUAAAGCUAUAACUGAAUUUCAUUGUUA
Molecule: messenger RNA, 2769 nt
Organism: Motacilla alba alba
Lineage: Eukaryota; Metazoa; Chordata; Aves; Passeriformes; Motacillidae
Gene: NDRG3
Product: NDRG family member 3
Exons: 16
Coding region: 197-1450 (417 amino acids)
Biological process (GO): signal transduction
Cellular component (GO): cytoplasm
Source: RefSeq, a predicted model, not a curated record